This is a messenger RNA of Bicyclus anynana (squinting bush brown), 2397 nucleotides long. RefSeq names its product ubiquitin-conjugating enzyme E2-17 kDa (gene Ubc6). The transcript is spliced from 3 exons. Bases 235 to 690 code for a protein of 151 amino acids. Gene Ontology annotation, biological process: proteasome-mediated ubiquitin-dependent protein catabolic process; protein polyubiquitination; DNA repair. The record is from RefSeq and is a predicted model, not a curated record. Lineage: Eukaryota; Metazoa; Arthropoda; Insecta; Lepidoptera; Nymphalidae. Gene Ontology annotation, cellular component: HULC complex. Gene Ontology annotation, molecular function: ubiquitin conjugating enzyme activity.
ACCAAAUUGAUUCACAUCACAGGGUCGUUUUUUUUACUUUACUCAUGGUCAUCCUAACAAAGUUAACAAACCUUUCGUUGGUGGUGACGACGUCGUAUUUUGCAAACAAAGAAAUUAAUCUAAGUUGACCUCACAUGAUAAUAAUCAUCAAGAAAGAAAAUAUAAGAGAGCCACAAGACUUACCAAUUUGAGUACAAUCACAGUCUCAGUAAAGUGAAUUGAUUGUGAAACAAAAUGUCAACUCCUGCCAGAAGACGUCUGAUGAGAGAUUUCAAGCGCUUACAAGAAGACCCACCGACCGGUGUGUCAGGUGCUCCCACUGAUAACAAUAUUAUGAUCUGGAAUGCUGUGAUAUUUGGACCUCAUGAUACUCCAUUUGAGGAUGGUACCUUCAAACUAACAAUUGAAUUCACAGAGGAGUACCCAAACAAACCUCCAACAGUUAGAUUUGUUUCUAAAAUGUUUCAUCCCAAUGUAUAUGCUGAUGGUGGGAUUUGUUUAGACAUAUUACAAAACAGAUGGAGUCCAACCUAUGAUGUGUCGGCCAUUUUAACCUCAAUACAGUCGUUGUUAAGUGACCCAAAUCCCAACUCCCCGGCGAACUCCAUGGCUGCACAACUAUACAAGGAGAAUCGGAGGGAAUAUGAAAAACGUGUCAAAGCUUGUGUGGAACAGUCGUUUAUUGAUUAGCACAGGCUUAUAGAGUUGAAAUGUACACAUUGUUUGGAACUGUGCUAGCAUCGGCAUCCAUCUUACAAAGUCAUUGGGACAUGUGUAUAAGUUAUAAUUAAUUAAUAUUUAAUCAUCGUACACUGGGCACUGCCAUUGCAUGGCAGUUAGAUAUGGAACGAACAUUUUUGAAUCAUAUAAUGUCACCCGUAGAAUAAUAUUGUGAUACAAUAUAUUAAUCAACAUUAGAAUAUGUAUUAUAACACAUUAAAAAAAUAGAUGGUUGGAUUACAUACAUUUAAUAACAUAGUAAUAGUGAAUUUGAACAUUUUUCAAGUGUAAUUUGUGUACUGUCAUUUAAAAAAUUUAUUGUGUACACAGCACACCCAAAGGUGUUGUUCUAGUUUUACGUAAGCAUUAUGUAUGUAGGGAGCGGGGGGUUAUUGCUUUGCUUAUUUUUGAUGAUAUGAUGGUUAGGGGACUAUGGUGAUUAAACCCUACGGAUUGCAUACAAAUAAUAACAUAGUAAUAGUGAAUUUAAACAUUUUUCAACUGUACUUUGUGUACUGUGAUUUAAAAAAUUAAUUGUGUACACAUACGAGCACACCCAAAGGUGUUGUUCUAGUUUUAUGUCAAGCCUUAGGUAUGUAGGGAUCGGGGAUCUUUGCUUAUUUUUGAUGACAUGAGGGGAGGGGAGUAUAGUGAUUAACCCUACACACUAUGCUUGAAAAUAAAACACAUUCGAAGAUUCCCAAGAGUGAAAAAAGUGCAUAGAACAAUGUUUACGUAAGGAUGAAAGGGACUGUAAGAACUACUUACUUUUGCUGACAAACAACCCUCCCCCCGUGUCAGCAAAUGUUUGUAGGGGUAAAUAAUUGUAAUAAAUCUGCUUACAUAUUACUUGAAUAGCAAAAUUUCAAUCAAUAUUUUUAUUAUUUCAUAGAAAUUAAUAAGAAAAUAUUUUUAUUAUAAAUGUUUAUCAUUUCUUCAAUUGUAGUUUCCUCAAGAAGAGUUGUGAAUUCCUAUGUACUAUUGCUUAUUAAUCAUUAUAAUCAAUACUUAACUCCUAAUUAUUGUUCAACACUUGCAUAUGUUUUAGCUGAUAACUGACCCAGUUGGUAGUAUAACAGUGGAAUGCACAUUCUAGGGGCACCUCUAGGAAAUCAUUCACCGGUUGAGUGUCAAAUUCUCAAACAAAUACAAGGUUAAAUUUGACACUCAGUAGCUGAAUGAUCCUCUGGGGGUGCCCCUACAACGUCUACGAAUUCCACUAUAUAGUAGUAUCACUCUUAAUAUUUGUCUUCAUAAUAUAACUAGAUAUGCUUUCGUUUAUAACCACUGCAUCUUUGGAGUUCAGGAUUUGUGAUUAUUACUAAUCGACAUUGUUAUUUCUUGUGAAUAAUAAAUAUACCUAUGCAAUAAAUGAUAAAUCUUUUUUAAGUAUUAAAAUAUAUUUAUUUCAAUUACUGCAAUGUUUACUAAUUAUAAUUAGUAUGAGCAAUUUUAUAAAAUUUACUUUUACAAAUACACUUUUGAAUUAUUAAUGUAUUGUAUUUUAUUCAAAAUUACACAUAAGAUUACUUGAAUAUUGCAAUACCAAUGUGAAAGAUGUCCCAAUGAAGGAAAUUGUUGAAGCUACAUUUCACAAGAGUGUGGUUCCCAGAUACCACUUUUACAAAUAGGUGUGUGUAUAAUGUUUGUCAUCUAGUAAAUAUUAUUUUUGGUUUU